Molecule: messenger RNA, 1077 nt
Organism: Arachis stenosperma
Lineage: Eukaryota; Viridiplantae; Streptophyta; Magnoliopsida; Fabales; Fabaceae
Product: disease resistance protein RPV1-like
Exons: 1
Coding region: 1-1077 (358 amino acids)
Molecular function (GO): protein binding
Source: RefSeq, a predicted model, not a curated record
AUGGCGCAUGGACUCUUUCAACCUACAGGCGGAGACGAAGAUAUAGAAGACAUUGGAGAGUUGUAUAUUAAGAAGCUAGUUUCAGCAUCUUUGCUUCAAAUUGAUGCUUCUUCCUACUCCUUUAAUUUGAAAAAUUCAAUGACAUUUAAGAGACUCAAAAUGCAUGAUCUUGUGCAUGAACUUGCAAGAUUAACAAUGAAGGAGUCAAGCAAAGCUAGAAGCACUGUUCAGCUGGGGCAACAACAAGAAGCAUCCAUGGAGGAAUUGGCCUCUCACAAAUUCAACUAUCUAAAGGUUUUCAACUUAGAAGAGAUGAAAUUCAUUUCAUUGCCUGAUAAUUGUUUUCCCAAGAUGAAGAAACACUUGAGAUACCUCAAUCUAAAAGGUUGUAGUAGUUUGAAAACACUCCCUAAUUCCAUUUGUGACCUGCAAAAUCUACAAUGUUUGAACCUUCCUAAAUGUUACAACCUUCAAGAGCUUCCAAAAAAAAUGAAAAAUCUCAUCAGCCUUCAAUAUUUUUUUCUAACUACCCAAGUUACAAGUUUGUCCUCCAUGAACAUAGGACACUUUCGACAACUCAAAUUCUUGUUUCUUUGGUAUUGUACAAAGUUAGUGUCUGUACCAAGUGCUGUUGGUCGCUUAACUGCUUUAAAGAAGCUAGUGAUUCAUUGGUGUUUUGACCUGGUGAAUUUCGAAGGCGAAGAAGAAGAAGAAAAGAAAAAUGUGGUAGCCUAUAGUUUGAACCUUCAAGUGCUUGAGAUUAAUGGAUCAUUCAAGUUGGAAGCUUUACCUGAUUGGCUUUACAGAGCUACUAAGCUGCGCUAUUUGAGAAUAUGGGGAGGAAGAAUGAAAUCAUUUCCCACAUGCUUUCCAAGUGAUUCUCUUGAAGAACUUCGUAUCAUUUCUUGUAAAUUCUUGACAUUUCUUCCCAUCAACAUGGAUCAAUUCCAUAAUCUUCAAUUCUUAGAGAUAGAUGAUUGUCCUAUACUAAGUGCAAGGUAUAACAAGAAGACAGGUCUAGAUUUGAAAAAAGUUGCUCAUAUCCCAUAUUGCGAGGUUAGUUUAUUCAAUUUCUGA